This is a messenger RNA of Heterobasidion irregulare TC 32-1, 1374 nucleotides long. RefSeq lists its product as uncharacterized. Bases 1 to 1374 code for a protein of 457 amino acids. NCBI's taxonomy places the organism in Eukaryota, Fungi, Basidiomycota, Agaricomycetes, Russulales, Bondarzewiaceae. The transcript has a single exon. Gene Ontology annotation, cellular component: cytoplasm. The record is from RefSeq and is a predicted model, not a curated record. Gene Ontology annotation, molecular function: guanyl-nucleotide exchange factor activity.
AUGGGUCGGAAUAUCCACCUCUACGCUGCCGGAUCCAACGCACAAGGCCAGCUCGGGACGACCAACUGUGACGACGCCCACACCUUCAGCCCGUGCGCGUUUGCAGGAUCCCCACCUGGCGAGCUCCCUCCGGGGACCGAGUCGAUCGUCCACAUCGCGGGCGGCGGGAACCACACGCUCGCUUUGCUCUCGCGCCGGGCGUCGCCAGACUCGCCGGCGCGCGCUGAGCUGUGGGGGUGCGGCGACGGAUCGAAGGGCCAGCUCGGCCCCGAAUACUACGCGCGCGAGGCGGCGGGGGCGCGGUCGGCCGUGUUCCGGCGCCUGCGUCUGCCGUUGGCGGAGCGCGGGCUGGAAGGAUACGAGCCCGCGCGGAUCGCUGCGUGCUGGGAGACGAGCUACGUCGUGCUUCAGCGCGCGGGGCGGGACGACGCGCUGCUCUCCAUGGGGGGCGACGACUUUGGCGACCUCGGCAUCGGAGGGGCAGCGCGCGGGCAGGGGAGGGGGAGUGCACAGGAGGAGCACGCGGCGAGCCCGGUUCACGUCGUGGAUUUUGCCGCUGUCGUGGGCCCCUCGAACGGACGCGUCGCGGUGGUGGACGUCGCCGCGGGCCCGCACCACGUCGUGGUGUGCUUGCGGGUGUCGCGGGACGACGGGCUGCCGCGGGAGCUCGCCGUCGGGUGGGGGACUGCUCGGCACGGCCAGCUCGGGCGCGCUGUUGCGUGUGCCUCUGGGCGACCAGUCGCCUUUGCGGCGUCUCCUCGUCUCGUUCAGCUCGACAGCGACGGUGGCGGUGAUGGCGACCGCGGUGUCGCUGCUGUCGCGCUUGGAAACCAGCACUCGGUGUUCCUGCGCGGUUCUGGCCGCGUCUCGGGGCUGGGGUCGGACAAGAAGGGGCAGGUGCAGGGCCUGUCCGCUUUCUCGCGCGCGUGUGCUGUUGGGUGCACUUGGCACGGGACGUAUGUCCUCAUCGAGGAGGCGGGGCAUCGAGCUCUUAUGUCGGCAGGCAGCCACGCGAAGGGACAGCUAGGGCGACCGCUUGCGCCCAGAGGUUCUCAGUCCGCCAGCUCCUCCCCUGCGAUUGGACCAGUGGAGUUUCCGCCUUCUCUUCUUCGCUCCUCCUUGCGCUUGCGGCGUUUUGCUUGUGGCAGCGAGCAUGUCCUCGCUUGCUUCUCGGAUUCCGACUCCUCCGGCCUGCCUGGAGAGACGGAGGUGUGGGGCUGGGGGUGGAACGAACAUGGAAAUCUGGGCCUCGGCACGCUCGAUGACGUUCAUCUUCCUGUUAAAGUAUGGCCACCGCUAUCUUUGGCGAACGCCGGGGAGGUGGUCGGUGUCUGGGCUGGCUGCGGGACCAGUUGGAUAGCUGUCACGACGUAA